AACACCUUACGACUUGCGGCGUUAUCAGUUUAAAACAAAGCGCAAAUUUUUACCAGUUGUUCUGUCGGUUUUUUUAAAUUUUUGGUGAAAUCUUUUCCAAUUUCGCGUAAUAAAUACAAAAGGAAAAAUAAAAUAUAGAUAAACAACAUUAUAAACUAUAAUAAUAAAGUUUUCAGGAAAUGACGAGAUGUAACAGAAGCGAAGUUAAUCUUAAAAGCACCGCCUACAAUCAAAAUGGACAAAAUUAUUUUGAACAAUUAACAGCAUACAAUUCUAUGAGUUCACAUUUACGACGUAUUUUAUUAGCAAAAUGUGUUGUCGAUGCUAAAAAUAAAAAUUAUAUGCGCAGAAGAAAACAACUGUGUAAAGACAUCGAUUAUAAAUCAGAAUGUACAAAAACAGAAACGACGAAUGAUAUAAUUGAUAAAUUAGCAUAUGAUACUCUACAUCAUCCAGCGGACUUCUUGAAAAUGAGUUACAAUUCGAGAUAUUUAUGUCAACGCGAAGAUCAAAAAUAUUUUACCGAUUGCUAUAAUUAUGACAUGAUCUGUUCACGAUCGAGACUGCAUAAUCAUGUUAUUUGUUCCGAUUCACCGAUGUUCAAAUCAAAUAAGUUCGAACCGUUCAUACCGAAUAGUCAGAAUAUAAAACGGCGAUCUUUUAAAACAUUUAAACCUGUAGAUGUAAAAUCUGCAAUAAAGAUUCAAGAUAUUGCUCAACACAGAUACCGAGAUAAGAUAGUUUACGAAUCCGCUUCUGAUUUUAUAACGCAAGAGGUCAAUCGUUUUUCAUCGGCAGGAAGUACAUCAAGAAGUUAUGAAAAUUACGAAAACACUCAAGAAUUAACUAAUAUGAAUAGUAAACAGCGAAGGCCUAGAAAAGAUGAAGUAAAAUAUGCAAAGUUCGUUUACGAAAUUACACGCGAAAUAAUGCGCAAAGGCCUUUAUACCGACGAAGAAUUACAAGCAGUAUUCAAGGAACAUUUAGAACGAAACGUAACAGUUCUGGAUAAGAAUAUGAUGUUAUACGAAAUCAAUCAGCUAAAACUUGCUUUAAAUGUGUCAGACAGCGAUGAUUCAUUUGACGAAGAAUUGGAAGAUACUAUUCGCACUCAACAAUUAUUAAAUAUUACUGAAUUGCGACCACCGACACCGCCAAAAAUUUUAGAUGAAGAUAGGUUAAUGGAAAAAUUAAGGUCUUACGAGAAAAAAGAUGAAGCUGAACAGGAAUCAAAAGUUAAUCGUAGAAGAACGGUCGAAUUUAUCGAUCCUAAUCCUGAAUUAAUUGUAACCGAAAGAGAUAUUCUUACAUCGUUGAUAGAAGCCGAUAUUGAUCCUGAGCAAGCCCAUAAGAUCUUUUUAAAGAUUUUUUCUAAAAGCAGAGACGCAACAUCGCAGCUUCAAAUGAAGACAAGUAACUCAAUAAUUGAUUGCGAACAAUUAUGUAAAGUGCACAAUGUAGAUGGACAAGAAAAAUCUUGUACAACUAGCGAUCUUAUAACACAAGAAAAUAAAAACAUACAAGUAGAGUAAAAAGAAUUUGUGUAGCAUUAAAUCAUGAAAAAUAUUUAACAAA
Osmia lignaria (orchard mason bee) is the source of this 1575-nucleotide messenger RNA. RefSeq lists its product as uncharacterized. Gene Ontology annotation, cellular component: condensed nuclear chromosome. Gene Ontology annotation, molecular function: DNA strand exchange activity; single-stranded DNA binding; ATP binding. Lineage: Eukaryota; Metazoa; Arthropoda; Insecta; Hymenoptera; Megachilidae. Gene Ontology annotation, biological process: mitotic recombination; DNA recombinase assembly; reciprocal meiotic recombination. The record is from RefSeq and is a predicted model, not a curated record.